AUGGCCCUCCUCAACGAGGUGGUAAUCAACCGACUCGACGAAAAGAACUCUACGUACCAGUUCGAACUUCAAGUGGGAUGGCCACUGCUGAAGGCAGGAUUGGACUACAAAACAGGUGUUAUCCCCUUUGCUACCUCUGGAACUGUCAUACUAUACAAUACAGGCAACACCCUGCUGAUUCUUGGAGAGAUCGUCGGAAAGAAUGAUAUUUGUGAAGUUAUACUACGUAACGUGGUACUGAAAGAUUUGGGUGAACUGCAAUUCACCAUUGAGCCAAGCAGUCCCUUUAAUUGAAUAAAGGAUGAUGGGAUCCCAAAGAACAUUCUGAAAGAAAAGCUAGAGGAGGACACUGCCGGUCCCCAAGAUUGCGGGGACCCGCUGAGGUAGCAGGUGAUGCGUGGAGGUCCAUCUAGGCAGUGAUGGACUGUAAGGACUGUGCACAGUGACAAGAUUAAAUGUUUGUUAUCAUUUGUAUUCAAGGAAUUGAACUGGCAUCAGCUCAACUAUCGGCGAGAUAUUACAUUAGCUAAUUAUAGAUGGUUGUCUGAAUCAAUAGAAUCAAAGAUCAUGCUUUUGGUCGUUGUUGACAAUUUCCCUUGUUGAACAAAGAAAUGGCUUCCCUCUGGAACGCAGUGAUGUUCAUUGCUUCACAUUUUUCCGCAUUUGACAACUGUGGAUCAGAGUUGUCUUCGCCAUUAGGUCCAUUCGAUCCCUUGCAAAAAGCAGCUAUAGAAGGCGAUGCAGGAGCUGCAGAAUCGGUAUUGGUUCAUAUGUUGAAAAAAAAAUUGAAUAUAAACGAGCGAGACGGUGAGGGAAUGACUCCUCUGCAGUGGGCUGCAAUCAGAGGACACGAAGAUGUCUUGAAGAAACUCUUAGUCUUCGAAGCUGACGUUCAUUCCUUGGACUAUGGUAACUUCACAGCUCUCCACCUGUCUGUAAUAAGCGGUAAACCUGAAGCUGUCCGUGUUUUAUUGCAACACGGUAGUGAAGUCAACGCUGUGAAUCUCGAUGGUGAUACUCCUCUGCACCUUGCUGUCAAGAAGGGGGACUUCGACAUUGUAGAAACGCUUCUUGAACAUGGUGCAUUUACCAACAUCAGCAACUGCAAGGGAAAGUAUGCACUCGAUUUAGCGAUUGAAGAACAGCAUCUAGCUAUCGUUAAAUUGCUGAAAUCGGUCAGAGCGAUUGGAGAGGAUUCUACUGCUGUCCUAGAAGAUCAUUUCAGAGUAAAUACUUCUUACAUUGGAGAUCUUUUCCAUUGGGCAAAUGAUGUUCAAGCGAACAACAUUCCAGAAGAUGCUGUUAUCGGAGGAACAGAUCCGCUUUGUAACUUCAUAUACGUCGGAAGAGCAUCGCAUGGUAACCAUCUCCUGCCAGCCAAGGUUUGUCCGACCAAGCAAUUCGCAUAUUACUCUCUUGGCGGUAGCGAGUACUACACUAAAAAAUACCAGAUACUUUGCAGUAAAAACGUUCUAUGGAAGCCGGUGAACAGCAACGAAGAUUUAGAACACGCAUUAUUAAUUGGAAAGGGGGCUGAUGGAGAUCUCUUUUACGUAGGAAGGACCUUCUUGGAAUUUGAAGGCAAUGAAUACUUGACACCUGGAAAGGUAGCGGUUCAUCAAAAGAUUUUGUAUCUAACAUUCCAUUACAAAGUGUAUGAAUCCACAAAAUACGAAGUACUUAUCAUUAAUUAGAGUAUGUUCAUUAAUGAAUGUUAUGUUUUUUAUCAACUUCGCCAGCAAAGAUAUAAAUAUGUAAAUGUUGACUAAAGAAUCAUUAAACUAUUAUUUGUAUAUCUGUACACCAUAUGUAAAUAAAUAUAUUUAUUUAUGUUAUAUUGCUUUUCUUACUUUUUUUGAGAAAUUUUACUUUUUGGUUCUACAGUUAUAGGAGGAAUUGGUUGUUACACGUACCAUAUUGCCACAUGACGGAUUCUAUCGAAGAGGAAGUUAUCGUGUAACUUUUUUUAAAAUUUGUAGUGUGCAAUAAAUGUUUUACUUAAAACAAAAAUAAGUACAGGAACGUCUUGAUAAUCCGAUCAAGUUGAUUGCAUGAUCUGUUCGGAUUAUCGGAAAUUUAAAUUUAAAAUGAUAUUAAAAUAGCACAAGGUAACAAAAAUAUAAAUAUUAUUAGUUAAAUAUAAAAAAAAAAAAAUUAAAAACAAAAUUAUUGCCCAGUCAAUGAAUGCUCGAAAAGGAUGUCUAAAAGGAAAUGACGAGUACACAAUUUUUGACUUUAGGCGACUAGUAAGGACAUAUUUGACUUUAUUUGGACUAGUAAGGAGGUAAACAUACUAAAUGUUGGUGAGCCAGAUGGUGGUGGGGAGAGACGGGAGGAGGGGACAAUUAGAAGGUCACGUUUUUCUAGUUUUCGCUUGUCAAUCUGCCCCAACACCUGUGGGUAUAAUUUUGGAAUAGUUUUUACUUUUUUUGUAUAGUAAAAAACAUAUUACUGAUUAUAAUAAACGAAUUCAAAUGAGUAAUAAAAAAACAAGGACUUAUAGGUGUGUUCAGCUGGGAUUUUCACUUAAAACUGGAAAAUCAGAGUAAGGGUAGGGAUAUUGAGGAAUUUGCUGACCUGUUUGGGUAAUAGGAAAAAAAUCUAGAAAAUUACAGUUUCUAAAAUUUGAAGAUUUGGAUGGAUACAAGGGGAAAACACUAUAUCUAUGAAAUAAUAAUUGGUAAUUGGUUGACUGUCGUGGAUAAUGAAG
Molecule: messenger RNA, 2710 nt
Organism: Nezara viridula (southern green stink bug)
Lineage: Eukaryota; Metazoa; Arthropoda; Insecta; Hemiptera; Pentatomidae
Source: the annotation of a GenBank genome assembly